Macrobrachium nipponense is the source of this 1206-nucleotide messenger RNA. RefSeq lists its product as uncharacterized. The record is from RefSeq and is a predicted model, not a curated record. Gene Ontology annotation, biological process: G protein-coupled receptor signaling pathway. Bases 1 to 1194 code for a protein of 397 amino acids. Gene Ontology annotation, cellular component: plasma membrane. The transcript has 7 exons. Lineage: Eukaryota; Metazoa; Arthropoda; Malacostraca; Decapoda; Palaemonidae. Gene Ontology annotation, molecular function: G protein-coupled receptor activity.
AUGACAAAGAACACAGGGUCUGGAAUCUUACCCUUUUCUCCGCCACUGGGAGGCCCAUUAACGACUCCAGAGGUUCAGCAAGCUGAGGCCAAGGGCAAUGACGGGCGAGGUUCGCCUCCAAAAGGAGCUGUUAACUGCCGUUUCAUCACUCCAAAGGCCCCCACAUCACCAGCGGAGAUGAAAACAAAACAGGUGACGAAAAGCCGAAACACCGUCAAUCAUGAAAAGAAAGACACUUACAUGGGUGAAAUACCAAUUAAAACUAUAACUAUCCUUUUAGGGGGCAGGAAAAGACCCCAAGUCCAGCCUUCAAAAGACAUAAUGUCGAGUUCCCUCAGCGUGUGGCUGACUGUGGCUUUCACGGUGGAGAGAUUCAUAGCAGUGCAGUACCCUCUGCAAAGACCGACCGUUUGCACAGUCCACAGAGCCAAAACCAUCAUCCUGUCUCUCUCCUGCUUUAGCGCCACUGUCCAUGUCUACGUCUUCAUCACUGCCGGGUCAUCGUGCAUGGAAGAUGGAAGGUUUUCUCGGAGAUAUCGUCACCGGGAAGAUCCUUUGCAUCUGCAGGAGUUUGAUCGAGGGCCGCAAAAUGUUCUUCCGAAGAAUAAGAGACGGUUUCCCCAUCCACUCCCUCCCCCCCAAGCAGCCUGGAGGAGGGGCGGGGACCAGCAGCCACUCGAGCAGGUCGCCGUGUCCCAGCUCCGGCCGAAGCGUCAACAGGAUAGAAGAAGCAGCACCUCAGCGGCCCCUCCGCAGUCCUCUCGUCCUCCACCGCGAAAAACAACAACAACCGUCAAGAUGGCGUCGCCCUUCCUUCACACGUCUGCUGCGACAGUGAUUUUCUGCAAUACGAAAAACCCCCGAAGCAUCUUGUCGACGCGGACGCAAUACUCCAUCACCAAGAUGCUGCUUCUCAUCUCCUCCGUGUUCAUCUUGCUCAAUCUUCCAAGCCACGUCAUCAGAGUGCACGCCUUCAUCACCAGCCUCUGGGGCGGCGACGCCGGGAGCGAUGAGGUCACCAUGUGGAACCUCCAGCAGCUGUUCAUGCAGUUGCAGUACACGCACUUCAGCAUCAACUUCGUCUUCUACUCCACCUGCGGCGCCGCCUUCAGGAAGUGCCUGGUGCAGUUGUUGCCCCUGAGGCUGAGGACUUGCAGUUUUCGCAAGAGCACGAACUCUCAGAGAUACCAGUAGAGAGUAGAGAGA